Molecule: messenger RNA, 966 nt
Organism: Rosa rugosa (rugosa rose)
Lineage: Eukaryota; Viridiplantae; Streptophyta; Magnoliopsida; Rosales; Rosaceae
Product: wall-associated receptor kinase 5-like
Exons: 1
Coding region: 1-966 (321 amino acids)
Molecular function (GO): polysaccharide binding
Source: RefSeq, a predicted model, not a curated record
AUGGCCUUAUUAUCAGCUGGGAGGUUGCAGAUUAUGCAUCUCUCUUUUUUGGUUGUACUAGCAGCAGCUCAAACCCAGACUCCUCAAGUCAAGCCGAAUUGCCCAGAGCGCUGCGGUGAUGUCCCAAUUUCAUAUCCAUUUGGCGUUGGUGCCGACUGUUACCUCCGACCAGACUUCAACAUCACUUGUGACCAGCUCACCACACCCCCGUCACCAAAGUUCUCCAACAGUACAUUCACCUUUCCCGUACGUAUUACGAACUUUUCCCAUGGUGAGGGUGAGUUGCAAGUAAUACAAGACGUAGCCAGAGAGUGUUAUAGCACACUCGGUUUUUACGAGAUGGAUAUGUCCACCAACAGCACGCUCGAGCUGCCACCUCCAUACACCAUCUCUCACAAGAACAAGUUCUUCGCAGUGGGGUGUAACAGUGUAGCAGUGUAUCAAGGUUACCAAAGCAAAGUCCCAGAUCCAGAAGAAAGCUACAAAGGCGGGUACACCGUGAGCCUGUGUCUAGAUGCUCUCGGCACAGCACUUCCCACCAAUUCUUGCAAUGGUUUCGGGUGUGGCCUAAAUGCCAUCCCUAGUGCACUGCAAAACAUGUCGGUGGAAUUGUAUACACUUGAUAGCGCCUUCAGAUGGUGGAACCACUGGAACCUAGAGCCAGACUAUCUGUGCAGCUAUGGCUUCAUUGUGCAAGAUGGCAACUUCACAUUCUCUGGGAACAUAAGUUUUGAAGAACUGAACAACAAAAGGAGGCAGCUUCCGGUGGUUGUUAAUUGGGCAAUUGGGGAUGAGACAUGUGAUGUAGCAAAGAAGAAGACAGAGACUUAUUCAUGCAAGGAACAUAGCGAAUGUGUCGAUCAUACGAUCAAUGGUACUUCAUCUGGAGGUUACUGUUGGCGUGAGGGAAACAUGGAAACCACAAAACAUGGAAAAGUAAAAGGAAAAGUAAAAGUGGAAAAGUAA